AUGAGCCAAGCAACAAGAGGAUCGCGUGUCGUCUUUGUCGGCAAUAUCCCAUUCGAGAUGACAGAGGAGCAGCUGAUCGACAUUUUCAAAGAAGUUGGUCCUGUUGUUUCUUUUCGAUUGCUGUUCGAUCGUGAGUCCAAGAGACCCAAAGGAUACGGAUUUUGCGAGUAUUAUGAUGCUGAAACAGCAGCAAGUGCUGUAAGAAACUUGAAUGAUUAUGAUGUGGGAGGAAGACAACUUCGUGUUGAUUAUGCAGCGAUGGAUCCUCACGUGGAAAAUCAGCGUGGACAAAGACAACCUCCUCGAUCACAUCCUCCACCUCAUCCACCAGUACAACAACAACAACACAUGCAACCACCCCCACCACAUCCCUCACAAGCACAGCCGCCACCUCCUAUGCCAACUCCCACACCAGCUGGUAGUGGUGGUACCUCAGUAGAUGACAUCUCCAAGGUGCUCGCAUCGAUGAGUUCCCAAGAUUUGUUUACGCUCAUGACACAUAUGAAGCAAAUGUCAUUCGAACGACCACAAUUCACAAGAGAUUUUUUGACCAACAACCCUCAAGUUGCAUAUGCUUUAUUCCAGGCAAUGGUAAUGAUGAACAUUGUUGAUCCAAAUAUCAUCACUCGUAUCAUGAGCAAUCCCUCCAUGGGUGCUACAGGUCCUGCACCUCAACCACACAACAUCCCACAGCAACCACCACAGCAAGCAACACCUACUCCACCACCACCACCACAACAACAGCCACCACCCAUGAUGAUGCCACCACAACAGCAACCACCACCUAUGGUCCCAAGCCCAGCAGCACCACAAGCACCGGCACCCAUGCCAGGCAUGGGUGAACCUUCAGCUGAUGUGAAGGAACAACAAAAAGCACUGCUCAUGCAAGUAAUGCAGCUCACAGAUGAACAAAUCAAUGCACUCGCACCAGAGCAUCGUGAUCAGAUUAGGCAAUUGAAAGCACAAUUGGUCAUGUCGCAACCACCCCAAUGA
Messenger RNA from Lichtheimia ornata, 993 nucleotides. RefSeq lists its product as uncharacterized. Gene Ontology annotation, cellular component: mRNA cleavage and polyadenylation specificity factor complex. The coding region runs from base 1 to 993 and encodes 330 amino acids. The record is from RefSeq and is a predicted model, not a curated record. The transcript is spliced from 9 exons. Gene Ontology annotation, molecular function: mRNA binding. Gene Ontology annotation, biological process: mRNA 3'-end processing. NCBI's taxonomy places the organism in Eukaryota, Fungi, Mucoromycota, Mucoromycetes, Mucorales, Lichtheimiaceae.